Molecule: messenger RNA, 1241 nt
Organism: Aspergillus pseudotamarii
Lineage: Eukaryota; Fungi; Ascomycota; Eurotiomycetes; Eurotiales; Aspergillaceae
Product: bZIP transcription factor
Exons: 2
Coding region: 203-1063 (286 amino acids)
Biological process (GO): regulation of DNA-templated transcription
Molecular function (GO): DNA-binding transcription factor activity
Source: RefSeq, a predicted model, not a curated record
CAUGCACACCAUAUUUUAGUGCGAUCCACGCACAUGGCAUAACCAAAGUCGAAUUCUGAGGUCCUGGAUGAUACGAUCCCUGUAGCCCGCCCCAGAAACUUGGGAUGUAUCACAUUCAUCUCUUCGAUGUUUAUGCUUGUCAUCCCCCAAGGACGCGCUACCCCUCACCCUCGGACACUCAGUCGGCCACUAUAGCAAGCACAUGAUGGCUUCCAUCCCAGACCCCCAGCCUAAGAAACGAGAGUCCCGUGCUGGGACGCGAAAGGUGACGUCUCUCUCGGCAGAACAACUCGAAAGAAAGCGCGCCAACGAUCGGGAAGCCCAAAGGACUAUUCGUCAGCGGACAAAGGAGCAUAUCGAACGUCUGGAGCACCAAGUAGCGGAGUUAAAAUUGAAAGGGGAACAAUAUGAUCAUGUUGUCCGAAGAAACACUGCCUUAGAAAACGAGAUCAGGGCUUUAAAACAACAGCUAGCUUUGGCAAGAAGCGGACAAGCCUAUUCAAGCCCAGCCGAGGGCUCAUACAAUACCCCUUCCGGGCCAGUGCUUCCUUCUCAAUUCACUGAACCCUUGAGUGUAAAUCCAGUUUCCAGGACCCCAUCGGCUCUUUCGGCAUCCAGCCAAGUCUCUGUUGCGCCUGACUGGCAACAGUACGGUUCCACAGGGUCACCUUCUAUCUGUGAAUCGUCGGACGCAGAUUACUCGAAUAGGGUAGAACCUUUUAUGUUCGAAGGCCAGUUACAAACGUCGAACCCGAUGACUGUUGCAGCACACCAAGCUAGCUUUAAUCGCCCCGGCGGUCGUCCUCCUGAUUCCAAUUUCAACUCAUAUUCACACUUGUACCCUGGAGGUGGUCCCAGCCAAGUACGCCGAGGGGAGCAUCCACACAACCCUCAACACGUCGUGCAAUGUGCGACGAGUCAACGCUCAAUGUCCGUGCCAACUAUACCAUCAGAACGGGAACUUCGUGUGUAUCCCGUUAUUCAUGCCCCCCAACAAUACCAACAAGUCCCGGAACAACCCCCAAGAAACGAUUACAACUAUGACUGGGAUCGUCGACAGUGAUUCCGUUGGCAGGUGGUCAUUAAAGGUGGUAUUUUUUAGUUGGGGCCUAAAUACCUACGAACAAAUUUGCCACCGGUACCCAGUACGCGAUGAGCCGUGCGGUUGACGCACGACCAAACAUUCGACCUUCUGUACCACCUGUCCAUGGGUUAUCAAUGCGUACGCCGGUCUUAAACGC